Siniperca chuatsi (mandarin fish) is the source of this 5349-nucleotide messenger RNA. It is a transcript of the gene rufy2, whose product is annotated as RUN and FYVE domain containing 2. Gene Ontology annotation, cellular component: cytoplasm. The record is from RefSeq and is a predicted model, not a curated record. Gene Ontology annotation, molecular function: metal ion binding. Bases 670 to 2787 code for a protein of 705 amino acids. The transcript has 19 exons. NCBI's taxonomy places the organism in Eukaryota, Metazoa, Chordata, Actinopteri, Centrarchiformes, Sinipercidae.
GAGUAAAUGUACUUAGUUACAUUCCACCACUGCAGAAAUAUUACUGACCUCAGUGGCCUCAGACUCUAUUCUUUAGUCACACAUCUGAAUAUUUGGCUUGGCCGUCUGUCACCGAGCCUCUAUGUCCCCCUACACGGACACGCGCACACACAGUAACAUCCUCUACCUGGAGGCGGCCGUGCAGUUCUCACUUCCAGCAGCAGGGGGCGGCACGUCCACAACACAGCAGACACUAAAAUCAUUACGUAGUGCUGCCUUUUGUGCGUCUUGUGAGCCUUUUGACACCGCCCCUCCAGAGGGUGCAGCGGCACUGUCAGAAAUCAACUAUCGGUUAGGUCUGCUGGGUGUAAACAAAUCUUUAUAACACCGCGAUGUACGGAAAUACUUGUAUCCCGAGGAGCAGCUGUCCGCGCCGCCGCUGCUAACGUCCACCAUGUAGACCGACGCCUACGUUUGACAGUCCGGGGACGUUACGACGGUUGGUUUUUGACUCUAGCUAGUCCUGUCAUUUCUGUGGCCGGUGGUAUCACAGGUAUUUUUAUGCUACGGUUGUCAUAAUGGUCACCGGGUGAAUUGUACAUCAAAGCUAGCUCGCUAACGGUUAGCAAACCGUAUGAAUCUGGCUGUUUUCGCUCCGAUCAACACUAGCUAUAAUCAUUUCAGAGGUACAUGAACAUGGCAUCGCCCGCAGAGCACGACCUGGCUCUGUCUGAAGCAGACAGCAGCAAGGAGAAAGCUCAGGUGUUUGGGAUUUUGAGGCUGCAGGAGGAGAAAUCUGGUGUUGGGGAUAAAGCUAUCAGUAGCAGCACAGUGAGAGGAGGAGGUGGUGGUGGAGACGGGCGAUGGCAGGCUCCUAUCUUCGCUUUGGCCAGGAAAGCAUCCGAGACCAUUUCAGGGAGCAUUCACGUCCUGCCCAAAGUGUCGGAGCACAGGACUUCUCUGCCCGGGGACUGGACCGUCCAAGCCCUGCGAGACCCCAUGGCGAUGGAACGAGCCAACCUGCUGAACAUGGCCAAGUUGAGUAUUAAAGGGCUGAUCGAGUCGGCUCUGAGCUUUGGACGAACACUGGACUCUGACUACCCACCUCUCCAGCAGUUCUUUGUUGUCAUGGAGCACUGCCUCAAACAUGGCCUCAGAGUGAAGAAGUCCUUUCUGGGCUUUAACAAAUCUCUCUGGGGUCCUCUGGAGCUGGUGGAGAAACUGUGUCCUGAAGCCGCAGAGAUCUCAGCCUCUGUACGAGACCUGCCUGGACUUAAGACUCCAUUAGGCAGGGCAAGAGCUUGGCUGCGUCUGGCUCUCAUGCAGAAGCGGCUGGCCGAUUACCUACGACUCCUCAUCACCAGAAAAGACCUGCUCAGUGAUUUCUAUGAGAAUUCGGCGCUGAUGCUGGAGGAGGAGGGAGCAGUGAUAGUGGGCCUGUUGGUGGGCCUGAACGUCAUUGAUGCUAAUCUUUGUGUCAAAGGCGAGGACCUGGACUCUCAGGUUGGGGUGAUCGACUUCUCCAUGUACUUGAAGAAUGACAUUGAUGAUUACAGGAGUGAAGAGAGGAAUAGCCAGAUAGCAUCCAUCUUGGAUCAGAAGAACUAUGUAGAGGAACUGAACCGACAGCUGAACUCCACAGUUCAUGGUCUUCAGGGCAGAGUGGACUCUCUAGAGAAGUCCAACUCUAAACUCAUAGAGGAGUUAGCCAUAGCCAAGAACAACAUCAUCAAACUGCAGGAAGAAAACCAGCAGCUGAGGAGUGAAAACAGCCUUAUUCUGCUGAAGACACAACAACAAUUAGAGGUAACUCAAGGCGAUGUGUCAGUGGAGAGAGAUACAUACAAACAGUCUCGUCAGGGUUUGGAUGAGAUGUACAAUGAAGCUCGAAGGCAACUGAAGGAGGAGUGUCAGCUCAGACAGGAUGUGGAGAAUGAGUUGGUAGUCCAGGUGUCGAUGAAACAGGAAAUGGAGCUGGCCAUGAAACUUCUGGAGAAAGAUAUUCAUGAAAAACAGGACACGCUGAUCGGACUGAGACACCAACUGGAUGAAGUCAAAGCCAUCAAUGUAGAAAUGUACCAGAAGAUGCAGUCGUCCGAUGACGAGAUGAAGAAGAAGAACAAUAUGAUCAGUCGUCUGGAGGAGAAGACCAAUCAGAUCACUGCCACCAUGAAGCAGCUGGAGCAAAGAUUACAGGAGGCAGAGAGGCACCGCACGUCAGCCGAGGAGGGAACCAGGCGCUUCAAGUUGGACUUUGCCAACAAGGCCGACAGCCUGCAGCGACAGAUCGAACACAGAGAAAAGCAACUCCAGCAGCUGGAGACGGACCUGAAGAUAGAGAGGGAGUGGAGGCAGACGUUACAAAAUGAUCUAGACAGAGAGAGGGACACAGUGGCUCAGCUCAGCACAGAGGCGCUGCAGAUCAACGGACUAAAGAAGGAGUUCCAUCGUCUCCAGGAUGAAAACAUUCAGCUGAAGACCAUCUGUGAGGACCAAGAACAAGCUCUCGAGGAAUUAGGCUCCAAACUAAGCGAAUCCAAAAUGAAGAUUGAGGACAUCAAAGAAGCCAACAAAGCUCUUCAGGGGGGUCAGGUUUGGUUGAAGGACAAGGACGCCAGCCAUUGCAAGCUGUGUGAGAAGGAGUUCUCCAUCUCAAGACGAAAGCACCACUGUAGGAACUGUGGGGAGAUUUUCUGUAACAGCUGCUCUGACAAUGAGCUCCCUCUGCCCGCCUCACCAAAACCAGUCAGAGUCUGUGACACCUGCCACGCCCUCCUCCUCCAACGAUGCUCCUCCAAUCCAACGUGAAGGAGCCCCACACUGCUGUAGUGACUGCUUCAAACAAUCUGAGAUCAGACCCGUUAAUCCCCCACCCUCCGGUCCUCUGUAAGAUCUGUCUCCCGACUUAUCUCAACACAGUGUUUGCUGCUAGAAAUGGACCGUGUGCAUGAACAUUUAGUACAUUUGAUUUGUCUUAAUUUACAGUUUUAAAAAGUCCCUCACAGACAAAAUGAGGGACGUCUGCAUCAUUGUGACACAUUUUUAUUUGAUGUCACUACUUCCUUUGCAGAUGCUCUGCAGUGUAAAACAUUUAAACAUCUUCUUUUGUAAUCAGACAGAGAGGAGGAGGCAAUCAGUCCACUAUAACAUGGGCCAAAAUGUCUUGAUAACAGACAAGUUGGAAAUUGAAGGAGUGAGAAUCCUUGGUUUGCUUUAUUUUAUACAGUUAUACAGAUGAAACAGUUAUUUCCAGUAACUCUAGAUGUCAGUGACCUUGACAGAGGAAGUCAUGCAAAGCGUAACUGUCUUUUCUGUAUAUGAGUCAAUCCAAGUGCUGCACUGGCCAGGCUUUGAGAGCACCAAACAGACUCUAAAAGCUAUAACAGGUAUGAAUAUAUCGAGGUGAACCUGCAGCCAUGCUGCUGUGUUGCCUGCACAAACUGAUACUGAUCAGAUCAGCAGGUCAGGUUUUGGUAUAUUCCCCUAUAAAGUUUAGGGGGAAGAGAAAAUUUGGUUAAGAAAGGAGGAACAACUUUACUAUGAACUGAAAGUGAAACUUCACUGUGAUGAGCACUGCUGCAGCUAAAUGCAGAUGUUUUUUUCUGAAGCAAACCUCCAGUCGUAUGUAAUACUGCAUCAUUAUAUAACAAUGUAUGUGUCAAGCCUCAAACUGUAUACAGUAAGUGUAUAGCCAAACAGAUGAGAUUAUGUCAUUUACACAUACAGUACAGUGGCCUUGUUACUGUUGUUGUUGUUUCUGACUCCAAAGCACCCUCCUUAGAGGUGGAGUGAAAUCAGCACAAACUCUUAGGCUGCAUUUACACAGGCACAAAAGAUCAAGUUGACAGGUUGAAUCCAACUUUAUAUUUGAGGUUAGUAUUUAGUAAACUGAUAUAUUUCUGUUUAGUUGGCUGGGAGGAGAUCAGAACUGUGUCAUAAAAUAAAAGAGGGCUCAUUUAUUUCUGUUGCUGUUUUAAUUGCAGUCAUUUCACAGGAGCAACAUGGGAAUAUUUUGUACCUGCCAUCAUCUGUUCAGACAAGAAUCAGUACAGAAUGAAAAAGGGCCUGCUGGUCAGAUCUGCCCUCCUCAGAAUAUUUGAUGUGCAAUGUGACAAAGACUUUUCUGCAAACUAAUUCCAGGAACGUUCACUGCUCCAAGCAGAUUUUGCUCUGCAGACACUAGACUAGACUAGUUCCCCAUGGGGCUGUGGCUUUCAAAAGGUACUGAAAAUCUGUUUUUAGUUUCGUUGAAACAGUGUUGGUGCCAUUUGUGCUUGUGUAAAUGCAAUGAAUAUUACCUACUUGUGCUUCUCAUGUUGCCAAAAUGAGCCCUAUAUUACUACAGAGAUCUGUAGAGAAUCGAAGAUAACAUAAUUCAGCAACACUAGCCUAUACUACAAGCAAGCAGCCUAGAUUUAAGGCCAUGUCACUGUUUGUUGGAGACACUAAUGUAGUGGAUGCUGCUUCAAGGACCAAGAAGAGAGACAGAUGCUGUCAUUUCUGGUAACUGAUUUAAAUCAGUGUCAGUCUGUCUUAACUGGCUCUUAUGUUGACAGACCACUGACAGCUAGCUUACAACAUGACCACUUCACUGACUAGUUAGUGGUUAAGAACAGACUUUAGUGUUACACACUUCUUACAACAUAGCCACAAAGUAUGUUUGAACACUUGCCAAUCAUAUAUUGCCUGUAAUACAGAUUAAUUUGAGUAUUUAUAUUUGAUUUUGUGUUAUGCACAUUCAUUUUUACUUUCUGAAGUCAAGGGAACUUGUUUGAGUUAGUUGUUAUCUGACAUUAUGGAAGAACCACAUUUUACUGCUGCUGCAUUCCUGAGGUAAAGUUUGAAACUCUAAACCAGUUUUGUUCUAAAAAAAAAUAAAUCAACAUUUAGAGGUGUGUGUGCUAAUGCUGAUGACUGUACUGAAGUACGUGGUCUUCGGUGAUGGGUUAUGAUAUGAGUUUCACUGCACAUUCUGGUUUUGUACUUGUAUACAAUGUUUACAACCUGUGACUUUUCAAGAACUGGAAGUAUUCAUUCCCAUAAAGAGAUAAAACAGACCUGGGUUCAGUUCAAGAAAUGUUUUUCUUGUUUCAAAUAUUUAAAAACUCACCAAUUUAUCAUACCAUUAAGUAGGCAAAUGUUUUUGAACUGCACCCAGGCCUGAAGCGUUUUUGUACAGUGUCGCUCUUAUAUAUCGCCCAGCUUUCAAUGGGACUUGUACAGUUGCUAUAUGUUGUAAAUACAUAAUGUUGAUAAUCACUGUGGCCCUUUAGCUUACUAAAUCCUGCCAGUUUAAUAUUAACUCUGUUGCCAACAGUAUGUUGCCUUAACUGUGUAGCAGUUUCUGAUUAAAUCAAGUUACAAACAGAA